AUGACUACUCCUUCACGUCGUCGCCUGAUGCGGGACUUUAAAAAACUUCAGGUAAAUUAUUAACUAUGUUGUUAUUGCUUGUUUAGGAAGAUCCUCCAUCUGGUGUUAGUGGAGCACCAACAGAAGAGAACAUAAUGGUAUGGGAGGCGAUUAUCUUUGGUCCGCAGGACACUCCAUUUGAAGAUGGUACUUUCAAGUUGUCUUUAGAGUUCACUGAAGAAUAUCCAAACAAACCUCCUUCAGUCAAGUUUCUGUCAAAAAUGUUCCAUCCCAAUGUUUAUGCUGAUGGCAGUAUUUGUUUAGACAUUUUACAGGUAAGCGAUGAUUUAUAUUUUUUAAUUGAUAGACGUGUAUUUUCAAAUUACAAAAUAGUUUUAUGUUAUAAAAUAUUGCUUUAGAAUCGAUGGUCUCCAACGUACGACGUGGCUGCCGUAUUAACUUCAAUUCAAUCACUACUCGAUGAACCUAAUCCAAACAGUCCUGCUAACUCGGUAGCUGCCCAAUUAUAUCAGGAAAACCGAAGGGAAUACGAAAAACGAGUACAAGCUAUUGUAGAGCAGGUAUGUUUGGUCAUCUUUAUGCUAAAGAUUUAUAUAUUAUAUCUACAACUGAAACGUUGAAAAUCGAAAUGUUAACUUUGCCAAUAACCCAUUUUAAAUCCCUAAUAUUGUAGUUCGGUUAUAAACAUGAAAUUUUAGUCUUGGCAGGCUUUCAACGACGAUGGUGAAGAAGAAGGUGAUGAACCAGAACCCGAAUCUCAAACUCAGCCACAGGAAGAGCGGAUGGACUUUAACGAAAUUGUGAGAAACGUGAUCGACUCGGCUACACGACCUCCAGAAUUCAAUGACGACGAGGAGUUGCAGGAAGCGUUGCCUCCGCCACCAGCUCCUCCAGCACAAGAUUAA
Messenger RNA from Bursaphelenchus okinawaensis, 905 nucleotides. The record is from the annotation of a GenBank genome assembly. NCBI's taxonomy places the organism in Eukaryota, Metazoa, Nematoda, Chromadorea, Rhabditida, Aphelenchoididae.